Messenger RNA from Rangifer tarandus platyrhynchus (Svalbard reindeer), 321 nucleotides. NCBI's taxonomy places the organism in Eukaryota, Metazoa, Chordata, Mammalia, Artiodactyla, Cervidae. The record is from the annotation of a GenBank genome assembly.
AUGGCGCUGCGAGUGGUACCCAGGCCGGGAGGCGGUUUGGGGGAGGAGAGCGCGGGCGCGCGCCGCGCGAUCUGGGCUCAGCUGCCGCCCGACGCUUUGUUACCCGUCCGGCUGCCCCGCGCGGACCGAAUGGGCACACAGGACCCUCGCGUCGGGGACAGCACCAGCAGGACAUUAGAGAGUGGGGCGGUGGCGGGGGGGAGCACUGUUCUGGAUAUUUCAUCUCCUGCUCCCAGCUCUGGAUCAGGACCGUGGUUCUGGGAGUGGCCGUACCCUCCACACCGUUCAGAUAUGUUCCACAGUCUCACCAUACUCCAGUAA